UCCAGAGUGAAAGAAGCGCAAUGACUGCGCAUACGUGAUGCUCGUGAACACGCCUUUUUCCUCACACAGGCGGAAGUUUACAGUUGGAUUCCCCGACCCUCCUCCAUGUCAAAUAAUUGAAGAAAACCUAUCCCAGACUGUGGCACCAUGUCUGACCCGGAAUCCCCGGAUGCUAGUGACCCGGCCCAGAGAAGCUCCCUGAGAGGUCCAGAGCUGGAAGACUGCAGUCAAACACUGGAACUCGGUGUAGCUGUCAAAGAUGAUGACGGUAAUGACGAGAAGGAGGCUGAUGAAGAGGAUAGCGAUGAUGUAGACUCUGGGCAGAACGUUGUGAAAGUGGAUGAGGAGGAAGGAGAAGCAGUGAAGUCGGGGCUUUCUAUUGUUAAAAGAGAUGCAGAGGAGGAGGGAGGUGGCGGAGAUGAGACCAACUCCGGAGGGGGUGCCAACUCGGACUCAGACAGUUCAGACGGGGAGAAUGAACAGAGUUCGAACGCUCAGAGUGCAGUGCAGAAGCCGCACCCUUGCUCCCAGUGUGGCAAGACCUUCAUCACCGUGGGGAGCCUGAAGAGGCACACACAGACUCACAGCAGAGAGAAACCCCACCAGUGCUCCGUCUGCGGGAAAUGUUUCUCACGCUCAGACGACAUGAAGAGACACCUCACCAUCCACACAGGAGAGAGGGUGAACCACGUCUGUCACCAGUGUGGGAAGACUUUCACCAGUCUGGGAGGGCUGAAGAAACACCAGAUGACCCACACAGGAGAGAAGCCGUUCCAGUGUUCCGAGUGUGGGAAAGGUUUCACUGCGCAGGGUAACCUCAAGAUCCACCAGCGCAUCCACACAGGGGAGAAACCGUACCAGUGCUCCCAGUGUCAGAAAAGCUUCUCCCGGCUGGCCCACUAUAAAGACCACCAGCAGACUCACCGGGAGGAGAAACCGUACCACUGCAAUGACUGUGGGAAAAGCUUCUCCUACUUCAAGUCGCUCAAGUGCCACCAGAUGAUCCACAAAGGGGAGAACCUCCACCACUGCUCCGUAUGCGGUAAAGGGUUCGCCAUCCGCGGCAACCUGAAGACCCAUCUGCAGACACACACCAAGGAGAAACCACACCAAUGCUCAGAGUGCGGGAAACGGUUCUCCCGAGCCCACGACCUGAAGAAACACAAGCUGCUCCACACAGGGCAGAAGACCUACCACAUUUGCCAGUGUGGCAAGAGCUUCACGGAGCUGGGGAACCUGCGGACCCACCAGAGAACCCACACCGGAGAGAAACCAUUCUGCUGUUCCUUCUGUGGCCGAACCUUCUUGCGUGCUGGAGACCUGAAGAGCCACCAGCGGACACACACCGGAGAGAAACCAUUCAUCUGCGCCAUAUGUGGGACCAGUUUCGCCCAAUCUGGCAACCUGAAAGUGCAUCAGAUCACACACACUAAAGAGAGGCCGUACCCUUGUACUGUCUGUGAUAAGGGGUUCACCACACCGGGGAGUCUGAAGCUACACAUGAGGACACACACAGGGGAGCGGCCUUUCCUGUGUAGCGCAUGUGGGAAAGGGUUCACGGCGUCAGGGCAGCUGAAGAGGCACCAAGAGUGUCACAUGAGAGACACUGUCCAAUCAUCUCCUAGUGAAGACACGGGGGUGGCGGUGGCUUCAAAAUAAAAGUCCUCUCUACGCGGACUACGAAAUAAGAGUACUGGAAACGUGCCAAUGUGUGUCUGAACUGUGAUCAUGAUGGGAGGUUUUACUGCUUCAUGAUGUCCCUAAUGGGACACCAUUCCCUGUGGGCUCUGGUCAAAUGAGACACCAUUCACACUGGGCUCUGGUCAAAUGGGACACCAUUCACACUGGGCUCUGGUCAAAUGGGACACCAUUCACUCUGGGCUCUGGUCAAAUGGGACACCAUUCACUCUGGGCUCUGGUCAAAUGGGACACCAUUCACUCUGGGCUCUGUUCAAAUGAGACACCAUUCACUCUGGGCUCUGUUCAAAUGAGACACCAUUCACUCUGGGCUCUGUUCAAAUGAGACACCAUUCACUCUGGGCUCUGGUCAAAUGAGACACCAUUCACUCUGGGCUCUGGUCAAAUGGGACACCAUUCACUCUGGGCUCUGGUCAAAAGGACUGCACUAUAAAGGGAGUAGGGACACCAUUCAGGACCUACACUAUUCCUCCCUUUUGCAGAACAUCAGUUGUUUAUUCUGUGAGCUCAAAUAUGAGCUUUAUAAAGUGUCACAGAAUGUGAUGUUUGACAAGAAAUUGUUAAUCUGAGUCCUGAAUGACACCCAAUUUAGUGCACUACGUUUGCCCAGGGCUUAUAGGGUUCUGGCUAAAAGUAGUGCACUAUAUAAUAGGGAAUAGGGUGCCAUUUGGGACCCUGGUCUUAAUGGUAAAAUGUCAUCCAUCCAUUUAGAAUGUACACGAUCUGAUAUUGAUCAUAUAACAUGAUUCCCAAAUGGCACCCUAUUCCCUAUAUAGUGCACUAAUGUUGAUCAGAGCCUAAAGUAGUGCACUAUAUAGGGAAUAGGGUGCCAUUAGGGACACACAACAGUGUAUAGUAUACUACAGUACUAAUGAACACAUUCUCUGGUAAACACAGUUUACUGAUUUUGUCUUUUUUAUUAUCUGAGUAUCGAUCAGAUUUUAAUAAAUAAACUAUUCUAAUGCGAUUCAUCCUGUGAAAACUCAGUUUGAAAUAAUUAAGUUCCCCUGUCGUCCUGUAGGUGGUGCUAUUGAGUCGCAUUCACAAUGCAGUCCGUAGUUUCCCCUGUCGUCAUGUAGGUGGAGCUAUUGAGUCGCAUUCACAAUGCAGUCCGUAGUUCCCCUAUCGUCCUGUAGGUGGUGCUAUUGAGUCGCAUUCACAAUGCAGUCCGUAGUUUCCCCUGUCGUCAUGUAGGUGGAGCUAUUGAGUCAUAUUCACAAUGCAGACAGUGAAGUUUGUUUUUAGCCCAUAGCGCUCUGUAGUGCACUGUACAGGGAAUAGUGUGCCAUUUGUUAUGUAGCCUUAGUCCCUCCCUUUAGUUUCACACUAAAGUGUGUUUCCUACUGAUAAGGAACUCUUCCUCAGAAUAAACAUGUAUUAUCCCCUAAAAAAAAACAGGUGGUUUAUAACAAAGAAUGGACUAAAUUAGUCACACCAAAGACUGGAAACAAACUGGGCUGUCGGGGAACUACAUGUAAUUUAACUACACUGAACAAAAAAUAUAAAUGUAAUAAUUUCAAAGUUUUGACUGAGUUACAGUUCAAAUAAGGAAA
This is a messenger RNA of Oncorhynchus kisutch (coho salmon), 3251 nucleotides long. RefSeq names its product gastrula zinc finger protein XlCGF57.1-like. Lineage: Eukaryota; Metazoa; Chordata; Actinopteri; Salmoniformes; Salmonidae. Gene Ontology annotation, cellular component: nucleus. The record is from RefSeq and is a predicted model, not a curated record. Gene Ontology annotation, molecular function: DNA-binding transcription factor activity, RNA polymerase II-specific. Bases 148 to 1659 code for a protein of 503 amino acids. Gene Ontology annotation, biological process: regulation of transcription by RNA polymerase II. The transcript has 10 exons.